Prunus armeniaca (apricot) is the source of this 264-nucleotide messenger RNA. The record is from the annotation of a GenBank genome assembly. Lineage: Eukaryota; Viridiplantae; Streptophyta; Magnoliopsida; Rosales; Rosaceae.
AUGGAAGUGCUUGUGAAGUGGGAGGAGAAAACAAUGGGGGUAGUUGGUGAGAGAGAAGGUAGAUGGGUUAUGGGUAUGGGUGUUUUUUGUUGUAGUACUAGUGACCCCAUAACUAAUUACAAGCCUCAAGUCGCUUUACCUUGUUCAAUUGAGCUUCACAUCUCAAGUAACCUCUUUAAAUAUGCAAUUCCUCAAUUGGGUUUGUUUGUGUUUACCAAAUACAUGAGUGAGACUUUGGAACUCAUUAUGAAGAUGACAACAUAA